CGCCUCAGGUGAGUCCGUGUCCGCCCACACGGGGAAGCUGAGGCUCAGGGCAGAGGGGUGUGUGAGGGGACGCAGUGAGGGCGCCUCCCCCGGGAGUCAGGGCAGGCGGCAGGGAGGGGGCGGCGCAGGUCCUGGGAGGCCUCAGGGCCCCGCAGCGGGGUGGUCGGGUCAGGGGAAGCUGUGGCUGAGGGGCGUGGGAGCGGCGUCCGCGGCGGAGGGGGCGUCCGGGCCUCCCCCGCCCUGGGUCGGGCCCCGGGACCUCCGGGCCGGGCGGGAGCGGGUCUGUGCCCACCUGCGUCCUCCGGAAGUGGCCGGGCUGCGACCCCACAGGAGGGGCUGAGGGCGGGGACGGCCCCACCCCGGGGCGCAUCAGCCCACCUGAGGGGCGGCUCCGGGAGGCCCGUGUCCUUGGUGCUGGGUCCUGGCCCUGGGAGAGGAGGGCGGAGCCGGCUGACAGGGCGGGGCGGGGCCCCCAUCCCUGCAGGGCGCCUGUGCCCCCAUCCUGGGGACUGAGAGCCUGGCUGGGGUGGGUGCGGUGCCCCUUCCUGUGGUCUGCAGGCGGAAUAGCCCUGCGAUGCUGGGAGGACCCGGCCUCCGAGCGUCCACACCCGGUGUGUGUCCAUGCCGCGGGCGCUGUGCCUGGGCCGGCGGAGAGGACGCCAUGACCCCCGCCCUCGUGGUCCUGCUCUGCCUGGGGGAGACGGGAAGACGGGGAGGGGAGACCCUGCUCUGGGAGGGACGCAGGGAGGGGCCCGGACCCCCACCCCAGCAAUGCCCUGCCCACAGCCAGGCCCUGCUCCCUGGAGACCCCAGGCUCAGGAGCCCCAGGAAGGAGAGGACGGGCACAGGUGCAGGGGCAACCCUCUCACGGGGAGCUCUCCUCCAGGGCUGUGCGGGCCCCAGGACCCGAGUGCAGGCAGGGACCCUCCCCAGACCCAGCCUCCGGGCUGAGCCAGGCUCUGUGAUCGCCCUGGGCAGGCCUGGGACCCUGUGGUGUUGGGGACCCUGGAGGCCCAGGAGUGCCGUCUGUAUAGAGAGGGAAUCCCAGAGCCCUGGGACAGAGCGAUGCCCCUGGAGCCCGGAAACAAGGUCAAGUUCUCCACCCUCUCAUGGCCGAGGUGUACGGGGGGCGCUACCGCUGUGUCUGCCUCAGCGCUGCUGGCUGCUCAGAGCCCAGUGCCGCCCUGGAGCUGGGGUGACAGUGAGGAAGCCACACCUGAGCAGGAGCUGGCCCCAGCACCCAGGACCACACCCUGGAGAACCUCAUCCCCAUGGGCGUGCCGGGCUUGGUCCUGCUGGGCCUCGGGCUUCUGCUGGCGGAGGCUUGGUACAGCCAGAGAAGGACCGGAGCCGCAGGCCAGCGAUGACCUGGAGAGAGGACAGCGCUGGCAAUUGUGCCAGGACAUGGGCGGGACACCAGUCACUCAAGAUGGAUUCUAAAUUGCACUCACCAGAGGAGGCGAUGACACAUGGGCUCACAUGUGGGAGGUCACAGUUAAUGGAUCCGGGCCGGCACUGUGGCGUUAUGCAUAAAAGCUGCCGCCUGAGGUGCCAGCAUCCCCUGUGGGUACCAGUUCGAGUCCUGGCUGCUCCACUUCCAAUCAAGCUCUCUGCUAUGGCCUUGGAAAGCAGCAGAAGAUGGCCCAAGUGCUUAAGCCCCUGCAUCCAUCUGGGGGACUCAGAAGAAGCACCUGGCUCCUGGCUGGGGAUCAGCCAAGCUCUGGCUGUGAGGGCCCAUUGGGACUGAACCAGCAGAUGGAUACCUCUCUCAAUCCUUCUCUCUGUAACUCUGACUUUCAAAUAAAUAUUUUAAAAAACUUGUGGCUCAUCAAACUCUAAGGUAAAAUCCGAGAUGAACGUGGGACUCCACCUUCCAAGAGGACCACUCAGAAGUGAAAGACUGAAAGUGUGUGCAGGGUUUCUUCCGGCACAGAAAGUUCAAGGUCACCUGGAUUUCUCAGUGCUCGCCUAACAUAAACCCCACAACACGGUUGGCUCUGGUGGACGGCAGCACCCGGUGUUCUGGAAGAGUGCGGAUGCCUGCCCGGCUUCCUCUGAUGGCUGAUUACUCUGCAAGUCUGCAUUUCCCACACAGUUCCGUGAGGCGGGAUUAAGCGUGUGUCUGGAUGCUUCUCCCGAGUUUCCAGUUAAGGGGCUGGGGACUGCACCCCACCACAGCGUAGCUUAGGGAGUAAAGCCAACACCUGCAGCACCGGCAUCAUUAUGGCCUCCAGUUCGAAUCUCAGCAGCUACACUUCUGAUCCA
Molecule: messenger RNA, 2265 nt
Organism: Oryctolagus cuniculus (rabbit)
Lineage: Eukaryota; Metazoa; Chordata; Mammalia; Lagomorpha; Leporidae
Source: RefSeq, a predicted model, not a curated record